Molecule: messenger RNA, 1391 nt
Organism: Aureobasidium subglaciale EXF-2481
Lineage: Eukaryota; Fungi; Ascomycota; Dothideomycetes; Dothideales; Saccotheciaceae
Exons: 3
Coding region: 97-894 (265 amino acids)
Source: RefSeq, a predicted model, not a curated record
AAGCCAACAUUACCCUUAAAGCGCCUGCGCAGUAUCUAUUGUUUAUCGUCUGCACCUCAACCCUAUUCAUCUCUCUCAGAACAAUCUACAAUCGCCAUGCACUUUUUCAAGAGUGCUGUUUUCGGUGCUGUUGCACUUGCAAGCCUUGUCCUCGCUCAAGCCCCACGUUUGUCGUUCACCAGAACACCUACCGAAAUCACUGCAGGCCAGCCGGUCACAAUCCAGUACACUGCCCAGGAUCUCAGUCAGCCCGCAACAAUCGUACUCAGAAAGGGCGACCCUUCUAAUCUGUUGGAUGUUUCGACUCUGACCAACAACGCUCUAAAUGGUAGCUACACCUGGAUCCCUGCAAGAUCUCUCCAGAACGCCAGCGACUACGCUCUUCAGAUCGCCCAAGGCUACCAGAUCAACUACUCGGGAUUAUUCACCAUCACCGGAGGUAACGCCGCCGCAGUGUCCUCGGCAGGUUCUGCAAGCUCUUCAUCUCAGGCCGCUGCAUCGUCCUUGACUGCCUCUGCUGUGUCAAGCAUCGAGUCUGUCAUCGCGAGCUACAACUCGUCCUUGACCAACCUGACUGCAGUCGUGUCUAUCCAGACCUCGCCUCCUACUCCCCCAGCCAAUACCACAGCAGUCAUUGUCGCACCUAGCGUUGGAACUGGCUCGCCUGUCAUUCGUAACACGACUAUUGUCUCGCCCACCUUGACCUCUUCAUUAAGCGGAUCAAGAAGCACCGUGACUUCCGUCGUGACUUCUAGCGCAGGGACAUCAGGUCGUGCCUCGUCAACUUCGGCUGCAGCAAGCGCUUCAAGCACCGGCGCCGCAGCAACUCUGGCUCAAGCAAGCACUCCUGUUCUUGCGCUCUUUGGAGUGGCUGCCGUCUUCUUCUUCCAGUAGACACAUACAAAUCUCAUCGCCAAUCAUGGAAACGAUGACAGGGAAUGGGGACCACGGAAACACCUUACGUACAAGUGUCUAAUGCCUACAUGCUUUGAGAGCAUAUUUACCACAUUCAACUUGCCUCACUGAUCCCCAACGAACAUUCAGUAAGUUCUGGACCUGACGUAGUUACUAGAUCGACAUAUGAUCCGGCCUUCGAGGGCGCAGGCUAUCCUUAUGAAGCAACCGGUCAAACCCCAUCACUCGACCUUCCAAGCCAUCGACGUCGAAGGAUUCAUCACCUCCUGCUUCAUGCGCAGCAGCAACACGUGAACAAUGUCCUUCCCGCGGGCAGCGCGAACGUGCGGGAUAUAAGAUUGCCCACACUCUAUUUAUGCUCCUGUUCCUGCAGCAGCCGGGCCGAAGGUCUGUGCAGCUGCUAUCCUCUCGCCCAGAUCGUUUGCGCCUGCACCCAUGAAUCAGUGACCUUUUCCCUUCUGCCUUAGCCGAUGCAC